AUGAAUGGACAACUGGAUUUGAGUGGAAAGCUUAUAAUUAAAGCUCAAAUGGGUGAUGAUAUUAGAAGAAUUCCCAUUCACAAUGAGGACAUCACCUAUGACGAGUUAGUGCUGAUGAUGCAGAGAGUUUUCAGGGGAAAGCUUCUGAGCAAUGAUGAAGUUACAAUAGAAUACAAAGACGAAGAUGGAGAUCUUAUAAAAAUCUUUGAUAGCUCAGAUCUUUCUUUUGCAAUUCAGUGCAGUAGGAUACUGAAAUUGACACUGUUUGUGAAUGGGCAGCCUCUAGAAUCUAAUCAAGUGAAAUACCUCCGUCAAGAGCUGAUAGAACUUCGUAACAAAGUGAAUCGUUUGCUGGAUUGCCUAGACCCCCCAGCUGAACCAGGACUUUCCACAAGCCUCCCUGAAAAUGAUGUUGCAGAGAGUAGGGAAGAUAAGCCUACUACUACUUACUCCACUGUCAAGCCUUCUACUCAAGUUAUAGCAGCAAGUAUGUCUGCUUUUGAUCCAUUAAAAAAUCAAGAUGAAAUAAAAAAAAAGUCAUGUCAGCAUUUGGGCUGGCAGAUGAUCAGGUUUCGGGACCCCCCAGUGCCCCUGUAGAAGAACGUUCCGGAACACCCGAUAGCAUUGCUUCUUCAUCUUCUGCAGCUCAUCCACCUGGAGUUCAACCACAGCAGCCACCAUAUGGAGGAACUCAGCCACAAACUGGUCAGAUGGAAGGCCAGAUAUAUCCACAAUAUCCACAACAAGCUGGAUACCCUGCUCAGCAGCCUCAUCCUCAGCCACAGUAUGGUAUGCAGUAUCCAGCAGGCUACAGCCAGCAGACUGCUCCUCAACAAGCACAGCAGUUCCACGCAUACAGCCAGCAGCCCUCACAGGCUCCAGCUCCUGGGUUUCCUGGCCAGCCUCAACCUCAGCAGCUGCCAGCUCAGCCUCCCCAGCAGUAUCAGGCAGGCACCUUUCCUGCACAGAACUACACAACACAAGCUUCACAGUUGGCCAGCUAUAAUGUGACCCCAGCUUCGCAACCUCGAAUGGCUCCCAGCCCGCCAGGUGCUUAUCAGCCAAGACCAGGCUUCACUCCACCACCUGGAACUACUAUGACACCCCCUCCAAGUGGCCCUAAUCCAUAUGCACGCAAUCACCCUCCUUUUGGCCAGGGUUACACCCAGCCAGGUCCUGGCUAUCGAUAA
This is a messenger RNA of Podarcis lilfordi (Lilford's wall lizard), 1190 nucleotides long. NCBI's taxonomy places the organism in Eukaryota, Metazoa, Chordata, Lepidosauria, Squamata, Lacertidae. The record is from the annotation of a GenBank genome assembly.